Messenger RNA from Dunckerocampus dactyliophorus (ringed pipefish), 1030 nucleotides. RefSeq names its product fish-egg lectin-like. The record is from RefSeq and is a predicted model, not a curated record. Lineage: Eukaryota; Metazoa; Chordata; Actinopteri; Syngnathiformes; Syngnathidae. Bases 83 to 862 code for a protein of 259 amino acids. The transcript has 5 exons.
GGCGGGCAAAGCUGGCAUGAUUCAGGACGGCAGUUCCGAAGAUAGCGGCUCCAAACCAACGGCAACCUUCCACUAAGACACCAUGAAAGCUGUCCUAGGCUUUGUGCUUGUGCUCUGCCACCUGGGCGCCACUCAAGCUUGGAACUGCCAGGAAGCGCCAAGACUGUAUAACGCCCGCCAGAUUGAGGCUAGCCAGGGCAAAGUGUUGGCGAGGGGCAGCUCCAAUCGAGUGUACUUCUUGAGUGGAAAAUCUUGGUACAGACUGGGCUCGGUGUCCCUCAAGCAUGUCUCCAUUGGAUCUGCCGGAAUAUGGGGUGUUGAUUCCGCCAACAGGGUGUACAAAUUCGUAGCGGGCGAGUUUCUUCCAUCUACAGGAACACUGCUGCACCAGGUGGAUGCCGGAGGUAACGGUCAGGUGGUCGGGCUGACACCCACCACCAACACCACCUACUGCCUGAUAAGCACCAGCGCCGCUUCCUACAAGGGAGUGGGCUCUCUCAGCUGGAGAUCUUUAGGACGGGCGAUGAAGCACUACAGCUGCGGCCCCUAUGGAUGCUGGGGGGUGGACUCGAACAACCGCGUCUAUGUGUCCCAGGUGUCACCAACCGCUUGUAGCAGCAGCGCUUGGUCACUGGUAUCGGGAAGGCCGAUGCACAUGAUUGACGUGAGCACUGACGGACGCGUUUUUGGAGUGACGACCACCGGCCUGGUCUACCAAAGGACCCACGUCAGCAGCAGUCGCCCGCAAGGCCUCACCUGGUCCUCUGUUCCGAUGUGCAUGCCUGUCACGUCCCUGACCUACGACCUGGGCCAACUUUGGAUCUUGACUAAAUCUGGUUUGCUUCUGCAGUGCACCCAUUAAUAUCAUCUCCAAAAAAACAUGCACUCAUUUUGGGAAAAGCUCUUUUGAUUUUGCUUGACCAUCAUGUAUUCAACUCUUCUUUCGUUUUCAGUUCCGAUCAACUUUUACGCAACUGACAAUACACACGUGCAAAUUCAAAUAAACGAUUUCCAAGUUGUCCAAUCACAA